AGACAGGUGAUCGUCAUGCUCGGCGCGGGCGCGAGCGUCUCGGCCGGCAUCCCCGACUUUCGCUCGCCCGGCACGGGGCUCUACUCGCAGCUCGAGUCGUACGGCCUCCCCUUCCCGGAGGCCGUCUUCGACCUCACCUUCUUCGCGGACAACCCGCGCCCCUUUUACCGCCUCGCAAAGGAGCUGUGGCCCGGCAACCACGCGCCGACGCCCGCCCACCACUUCAUCUCCCUGCUCGCCGCACGCGGCAUCCUGCGCCGCUGCUACACGCAAAACAUCGACUCGCUGGAGAGCGCGGCGGGCGUGCCGCCCGAGCUGACCGUCGCUGCCCACGGCAACUUUGACGCGGCGCACGCGUGGUCGGCGUCUCGGCCCGGGGGCUCGCUGCGCCGCCGCCAGGCGGUCGGCGUCGAGAGGCUGCGGGAGGCGCUCUGGCAGGGCGAGGAGGCGGUGGAGGCGCUCAACGAGGAGAGCGGCGGGCUGGUCAAGCCCGACAUCGUCUUCUUCGGCGAGCAGCUUCCCGAGCGGUUCGGCCGCCUCGUGCCUGCCGACUUUGACGCGUGCGACCUGCUGCUCGUCAUGGGCACGUCGCUGCAGGUGCAGCCCUUUGCCUCGCUCGUCGACAUGCCGGCCCGCGACCGUAGAUGCGGAAGCCAGAUCUCUGUGCUCCAGAACGAGACGACACGCCCUCGGCUGUACCCCGCUGUACUGCAGCUGCUCUCACUGGAGUCGCCUCGUAUUCACGCGAUGCUCGGAAAACGCGGCGCGGUGCCGUAG
Emiliania huxleyi CCMP1516 is the source of this 777-nucleotide messenger RNA. RefSeq lists its product as hypothetical. The transcript has a single exon. The record is from RefSeq and is a predicted model, not a curated record. Gene Ontology annotation, molecular function: NAD+ binding. Lineage: Eukaryota; Haptophyta; Isochrysidales; Noelaerhabdaceae. The annotation marks the transcript as partial.